CCUGGGGAAGCCUCUCCCACACGGUAGCCUGGGUGCCGGCGCUUGCUUGCCAGCUGUUCCUAGGCCCAGGGCGAGGAGCUGGGAAGGGAGACGGGGGUGCGACCGGUCACCGCUCGGGCAGGCCCGGCCUGUCGUCCUCUCCGCGUCUGCUGCUGCUCCCGUCGGCGGGCAGCCUGGCUAGCAGCUUCCGGGCGGCCGCCCGCGCUCCUGACUGAUAGGCGCCGUCCCCACAACCCGCGCCCCGCGCCACGUCCCCGUUCUCGGCCGGCGCACGGCGUGGCUGCCCCCGACCUCGGAGCCCUGCGCGAUGUGGGUUCCAGAUUUCGGCCCCGCGCGGCUUCCCCAACGUCUGUGCCCCGGGCCGCUGUCGUCGUCCGUUUCUCCGCUGUGGCCGUUGCUGCUCUUGCUGCUGGCGGCCGUGGGGCCGGUGCGCGCCUGGGAGAGCGGAGACCUGGAGUUGUUGGACUUGGUGGAGGAGGUGCAGCUCAACUUCUACGAGUUCCUCGGGGUGCAGCAGGAUGCUUCAUCUGCAGACAUCAGAAAAGCAUAUCGUAAGCUUUCACUAACCUUACAUCCAGACAAGAAUAAAGAUGAAAAUGCAGAAACUCAGUUUAGACAAUUGGUGGCCAUUUAUGAAGUUUUAAAGGAUGAUGAAAGAAGGCAGAGGUACGAUGAUAUUCUGAUCAAUGGACUUCCAGAUUGGCGACAGCCAGUAUUCUACUACAGACGAGUAAGAAAAAUGAGCAAUGCUGAGCUGGCAUUCCUCUUGUUCAUUAUUCUCACAGUGGGUCAUUAUGCUGUGGUUUGGUCAAUCUACCUGGAAAAACAACUGGAUGAGCUGCUUGGUAGAAAAAAGAGAGAAAAGAAGAAGAGGACAGGAACCAAGAGUAUGGAUACAGCGAAACUUGGUGCUUCUGAAAAGAAUGAAAGAUUGCUAGUAAAACCACAAUGGCAUGAUUUGCUUCCAUGCAAACUGGGAAUUUGGUUUUGCCUUACACUAAAAGCAUUGCCUCAUCUAAUUCAGGAUGCUGGGCAGUUUUAUGCAAAAUACAAGGAGACAAAAUUAAAGGAAAAAGAAGAUGCAUUGGCUAGAAUUCACAUGGAAACACUUCAAAAGCAAAAGAAAGUUAAAGUUAAAAAACUGAAACCAGAAUUUCCUGUAUAUAUGCCUUUGGAAAAUGCAUAUAUUCAGUCUUACGAUCAUGGGACUUCUAUUGAAGAAAUAGAGGAGCAAAUGGAUGAUUGGCUGGAAAACAGGAGCAGAACACAGAAAAAGCAGGCACCUGAAUGGACAGAAGAAGACCUAAACCAGCUGACAAAAAGUAUGGUUAAGUUCCCAGGAGGGACCCCAGGUCGAUGGGAAAAGAUUGCCCAUGAAUUGGGUCGAUCUGUGACAGAUGUGACAACCAAAGCCAAGGAACUGAAGGACUCAAUCACCUGCUCCCCAGGAAUGGUCAGGCUCUCUGAACUGAAGUCGAACGCGCAGAAUUCCAGGCCCAUCAAGGUAGCCACAGCCUUGCCAGAUGAUAUCAUCACCCAGCGGGAGGACUCGGCAGGGGCCAUGGAGGAUGAGGGACUAGAGACUGCAGAGGGUGAGCAGGAGACAGUGGCCACAGAAGUCCGGCCUCGGAGGCGGAAGUCAGCCAAAAUGGCUGAGGUAGUAACCAGAGUGGAGCCAGAGGAGAAGAUGAGAGGGAAGAGGCAAAAAGACUUUGAUAUAUCAGAACAAAACGAAUCCAGUGACGAAGAGAACCAGAGAAGAGAAAGAACCCGUGCUACAGAGGAGACAUGGACUCAGAGUCAGCAGAAACUUCUGGAACUGGCCUUACAGCAAUACCCAAAAGGAGCCUCUGACCGCUGGGACAAAAUAGCCAAAUGUGUGCCAUCCAAGAGUAAGGAAGACUGUAUUGCUAGAUACAAGCUGCUGGUUGAACUGGUCCAAAAGAAGAAACAAGCUAAAAGCUGAAGCUUCUGGAAGAUGAUUUUUUUGCUGUCAUUUUCCAAAUGAGUACUUCAGAAAUCUCAUGCAGAAAUUUGCAUUUUGUACCUCAGUAUUUCUAAACGUCAUGUGCCUUAGUUUUAAAAAAAAAAAAUCAAUCAGUCCUA
This is a messenger RNA of Arvicola amphibius (Eurasian water vole), 2106 nucleotides long. It is a transcript of the gene Dnajc1, whose product is annotated as DnaJ heat shock protein family (Hsp40) member C1. Bases 308 to 1966 code for a protein of 552 amino acids. NCBI's taxonomy places the organism in Eukaryota, Metazoa, Chordata, Mammalia, Rodentia, Cricetidae. The record is from RefSeq and is a predicted model, not a curated record. The transcript is spliced from 12 exons. Gene Ontology annotation, cellular component: endomembrane system.